Micropterus salmoides (largemouth bass) is the source of this 1187-nucleotide messenger RNA. RefSeq lists its product as uncharacterized. The transcript has 7 exons. The record is from RefSeq and is a predicted model, not a curated record. Bases 33 to 968 code for a protein of 311 amino acids. NCBI's taxonomy places the organism in Eukaryota, Metazoa, Chordata, Actinopteri, Centrarchiformes, Centrarchidae.
UGUUUUGCACUGACGCAGCCUGAAGUCGUUACAUGUCCGUUAGUGGCGUUACAGUGAAGUUAAAAGUGAAGUUUAAAAUUCAGGUGACAAACAUGAAGCUUCUUCCUCUCGUGUGUCUCUGUCUGAUGGCUCGGUCUGAAACAAUGUUUGCUGAUGAACAAGCAGGUGCAGCUCCAAAGCCAUAUGUGAUCACGCUCCGUCAAACGAAGGACUGGGCCCUGCUGCAGUGUGAAGUUCGAGGUGCUUUUCCAAAACCUACAGUAGAGUGGCAGGACAGUGCUGGAAACAAAUUUCCUGGUGAGGAGCCACAGGUCUCAGAAAGAGGAGGCAGCUUCUACAUCACCCUCCAAACUACUGUGAUGAAGACCGACCGCUAUCGCUGUGUAGCCACACAGGAGGAGAUCAAACAUCAGAUUUAUGCCGAGACUCACGUAUAUAUCCAUGAGUCCUCCACUGGAUGGAUAGUUGCUGUUGUAGUUCUUGCUGUUGUUCUUCUUCUUCUAGCUGUAUUUCUAUCGUGGUAUCGUAAGAGGUCCUACACUGAGUCCCCCACUGGACUGGAUGUUGCUGUUGACCUUGUUGUUCUUGCUGUUGGCGUUCUAGCUCUUCUUCUAUUAUGGGGUUAUCAGAGAGGGUCCUACACUGAGUCCCCCACUGGACUGGAUGUUGCUGUUGACCUUGUUGUUCUUGCUGUUGGCGUUCUAGCUCUUCUUCUAUUAUGGGGUUAUCAGAGAGAGUUACCCCAAGAGUAUUCCACUGAAUGGGUUGUUGCUGUUCUCUGCACUGUUUUGGUUGGUGUUCUAGCUGUAUCUUUAGUCCGGAAAUGGGCACUACACUAUCUGAGAGGACCAAGGUUCAUCAGCGUGGAAGAAGACUGUGACGCUACUUUUUGCUGUUCCUUCAGCCCAAUGAAGAACAUUGAGAAUGAUUCUCAAUGGCACACUGUCACAGAAGUGGAUGAAAGAUGAUCAGGACAUAUUCAUGUAUGAUAACGGCAAUGUUUCAGUUUCAGUUCAAGAUUAGUUAAAAGGUCGCGUCUCACAUUUUCCAAAUAAACUGAAGUCCAGCAACGCCUCCAUCAAGAUCAAAAAAAUGACAGUGUCUGACCGUGAAGUCUACACCUGUGAAUUUCCAAAUCUUCAGCCAAGACAAAAAGCCUGCAUCAGUAUUAAGGCCCCUUCAGUGUA